This is a messenger RNA of Myripristis murdjan (pinecone soldierfish), 5672 nucleotides long. RefSeq names its product vir like m6A methyltransferase associated (gene virma). NCBI's taxonomy places the organism in Eukaryota, Metazoa, Chordata, Actinopteri, Holocentriformes, Holocentridae. Bases 47 to 5482 code for a protein of 1811 amino acids. Gene Ontology annotation, molecular function: RNA binding. Gene Ontology annotation, cellular component: RNA N6-methyladenosine methyltransferase complex. The record is from RefSeq and is a predicted model, not a curated record. Gene Ontology annotation, biological process: mRNA modification. The transcript is spliced from 27 exons.
GUAUUCGUAAACCCGGAAGUUUACCCCUGAGCGACAACAGCCAGCGAUGGCGGGGGACACUACAACGGAGCUUCUUUUUCUUGAUACGUUCAAACAUCAGAGUGCAGAGUUGACCAACGUUGAUGUGGUGCGAUUCCCAUGUGGAGUUUUGAUCACAGAGGUGCGGGUCAUUCCCCCCGGGAUCAAAGCACACAGCAGCUUACCUGACAGCAGAGCAUUUGGGGAAACGUCUCCUCAUGCCUUCCAACUGGAGCUGUUCUUCAACAACGUCACCAAACCCAACAGCCCCACCUUCCACAGAUUGGGCAGUCUGGAAUACGAUGAAAACAAGUCCAUCAUCUUCAGACCCAGUGGAAAGAUCAACACAGAUGGCCUGGUGCUGCGUGGCUGGUACACCAGUCUGACUGUGGCCGUAUAUGGCACAGCAGAGCGCUCACACGCACAUGACCAAGACUCGCCCCCUCCUCCACCACCCCCACCCCCCCAACAACAAAGUGGACCCAAAAGGAUCAUCAAACAAGAAUGGGAAAAGGACGACCAGUACAAUGGCAGCCCACCCAGACCAGCACCCCGAGGGCCUCGCACUCCACCUGGCCCUCCGCCUCCGGAUGAUGAUGAUGAGGAGCAGGUCCCAGUGACAGUGGGCGUGGUCAAAGACGAGCCAUGCGAGAGUCGUGAGGAUUACCUUGAGGCCGUGUCACCCGAGAGAUCACUGCCUGCUGACGAGCCAUACUCAGACGCUGAACAAGAGGAAGAGGGCGAGGAAGAGGAGGAGGAGGAGGAGGAAGAAGAUGCACGGACAGAGGGAAGCGCCCCGGAGGAGGAGGAGGAAGAAGAGGAGGAAGAAGAUGAGGGUGAUGACGGCUAUGAGCAGAUUUCCAGUGAUGAGGAUGACCUGGAUAAUGGCAGCUUCAAGCUGCCCAGCUUUGAUAUGGACUACACACCUGAGGACCUGGCAUCUGUUCCACCAGUACAGUAUGACCCCUAUGAGCGAGAACUCAGACCGCUGCUCUACUUCACUCCUCCAUACAAGACCCGCUUCGAUACCCAGCUUGAGAAGGCCAGUCUAGAGGAGCCCAGGGAUCCUGGAGGCACAGAGGGUUCAGGAGGCUCCGAGGGGAGUGAGGCUGCUGCCCAGCUGAGAGAACUCCUGGCUAGCGUAGGAGAGGACAGAGAUGCCCGCUGGGUUGCGGCUCUGGAGCAGGCACCAGGUCUACUGGCUAAAGGGCUGGGCCAUUUAAUCAGACAGGGAGACGGAGACUUGGAGGAUCCCAUAGGAGCUCUUGUUCAGUGGGCUCUCCAAGCUCUCAGUAUGGAUAUUGCACUCACACAACCAAUCGCUCUUAACCUAAGACAGCUGAAAGCUGGCGCCAAGCUAGCAUCUCACGUGGCAGAGUGCCCACAGGGCCUCACAGCACUGCUGUGUGAAGGGGCCCUCAACCUGCAUCUGGAGCUGCUCCAUAGGGACCAUGUAUCCUCCACACUGAAGCUGAGUAUCCUCAGAGCCCUGGAUGCCCUGACCAGUGCUCCUGCUGGUGUGGAGGCCUUCCUGCAGGCCGGGGAGUCGGAGAAGAGUGGCUAUCAGCGUUUAGUCCAACUCUUCCUGCGGGAAGAGACAGUGAGGGUCGUAACAGCUGGCAAUGCCAUAUUACAGAAGAGCCAUAUGUAUGAGGUACUGACUGACCUACAGCGUGCAGCAACAGCGUGGAGCGAGCCACAGCAGGAGGACAUGGAUGAUGCUGAGAGCCCUAUGGAGGAGGAACCAUCACUAAGCUCCUCCCCUGUGAGUGAGGCAGAGCUUGAUAGGCUGGCAGGGGUUCUAGAAGAGUUACAUCACCUGCUAGAGACGGCUCCUCACAGCAUGGUGCAACCGCCGGGGAAAGCCUUCCCCACCACAGCUAGAAUAACAGGACCACAGGAGAGGGACGAUCCAUACCCAACACUGUAUAGGUACAUGCAUGCCUGCCACUUCCUGGAGAGUACAACAGUGGUGUUGUCGGCGGCUGCGGCGGCCGGUCACUCAGGUGUCACUCAAGCCGUCAGAGAGCUUCUCCGCUUCCUGUCUCUCACCCAGUCGGGUCUGCUCUUCCUGCUUGCCCAACCAACCCCCACCAACCUGCUGCUGCGCCUGCUGGCGUCCGUGGCCGAGGUUGAGGGCGAGGAGGCUGCAUUGACGGGGGGCGAGGGAGGACUCACAGGGCCAGGAUGGGGUGAAGAGGGUUUGGGGGUGUGGCUGAUGCAAGCGCUGCAUGCUCUGCAGGGCGUGUCGGAGCUGAUGAGUCACGUGGCCACGGGUGGAGAAGGAGGAGCAGGGCUAGAGGAAGGGGACAAUGCAGAUGUACUGGGCAUGCUCCAUGCCCUCUAUCUGAUUACCUUCACCCAGACAGGCCGCAGUGCUGUUGCCCAUGUUUUCAGCCUGGACAACAACCUCUCCUGUCUCAUCACCCUGCUCCAGCACCACAGCAAGGACGGACAGGGCGAGGCAAAGGCCCGUAAAGCGGUGACAUACAACUAUGCCUGUAUGCUGGUGUUGCUUGUGGUGCAGAGCUCUAAUGAUCUGCGGAUGAUGGAGCAGUACGCCGCUCCACUACUCUCCUUAGCCAAGGCAGAUGACACCAAUGCCAAGUUGCAGGAGCUCAGUAAAUGGCUGGAGCCUCUGGAGAAACUGCGCUUUGAGAUUGGCAGCAUUCCGACCCUCAUCGACUACAUCAAACAGAAUGUGGAAAAUAUGCUGACUGCAGAGGGAACUGGCCUGGUGACAGCUCUCAGGGUCCUCUGUCACAUUGCUUGCCCCCCACCUGCAGUUGAGGGUCAACAGAAGGAUUUGAAGUGGAGUCUAGCUGGGGUCCAGCUGUUCUCUGGUGAGGGUCUGGACACGUGUGUGCGGAUCCUGCAGAAGCUCUGCAGCGUGCUGCUGCAGCCAUGGCGUGUGCACGGACACAUGGGCCCCACGCCACAGCGCUGCAUGAUCCUCAGCAUCUGUAUCAAUACGCUGCGGCUGCUGCGCACCAUGCUGACAGAGCUGCUCCGCGGGGGGGCCUUCCAGUUCAGGGACACGCGGGUGGCCAGCGUGCUGGUGACGCUCCACAUGAUCGUUUGUUCUGUCCCUGCGUCCGGACGUCUGGACGGGGAGGAGACGAGAGUGCAGGCACUUAUUGUUGACGUACUGCUCACCUUCACGCAGGGUGUCAGUGAACAGGUGACCCAUACAGAGGAGACUCUGGCCAGUAACACCUGGUCUCUGAUGCUGAAGGAGGUUUUGAGUUCGCUGCUGAAAGCUCCUGAGGGUCUGUUCUCUGGCCUCACCCUGCUGUCUGAGCUCCUGCCGCUACCUCUGCCCAUGCAGAGCACACAGGUGAUGUCAGUGCAGGACGUGGCGGUAGCGUUAAAUACCAGGAAGCUGUGGAGCAUGCACCUGCGUGUGCAGUGGAAAGUGUUUGCCGAGGCUCUGAGGUGUGUGUGUGCCACCAGCUGCCCUCCUCUCUUGGCCAUGCUCAGGAGGGUGUGUGUACAGCUGGCAGACUUGUCUUCACCCACUGCCACGCUCAUCAUGAAGACGCUGCUGGAACUGCUGCUGGAGGAGCUGCAGCCGGCGGAGGGCAAAACUGUGUGCUGGGGGCAGGUCUUGCGUCUGCUCUCGCUGAUGGAUGCCCUGGUGUCGCAGAGAGCCUGUAAAAGCGCAGCAUUGCACCUUCUAUCCGGCUCCGCCUCUGGAGAUGAACAACUGGCCGACCUCUUCCCCUUGCUGCUGUCCCUAUUAGUUCCUCCAGCUGAUCACUCCAUACAACAGCAGCACUGCAGCGAACUAGUGGGGACGAUACUUCAGUCACUGUGUGACCAGGACAUUUCUCUGGUGGUGGCUCCACCUGGUGAGGGCUGUGUAUCGGAGGCUGAGCAGCUGGCCAAUGCGCUUCCGGGGCGAGAGAUGAUGUCAUUGGUGUGCAAUGCCUUGUUGGAGGUUUUGGGGAAUGCAGAGAGCAGCACCACUCUCCUCCUCACCUGUAUCAGAACCUUGAUGUUCCUAACGGAGCAUGACUACGGACUCUACCAUCUCAAAAGUGCGCUAAAGAAGCAUGGUGCAGGCUUGUGUUCACUACUGAAGAGGCAGGUGUUUUCCUUCAACAAGGACUCUGCAGAACUGCUCUCCAUGCUGCUUGACUUUCUCAGACAGAUCCUCAACACAGAAUCAAUGUGUGGUGAGGAGGGCCAGGGGCCCGGCGAUGAGGCAGGCUUCGCCCCGCCUCCACGGUUGCUAACUCUAACGGGCUCAGAGAUGAAGGCUUUGCUGCAGUGGGAGGAGUCAGAGUCACACCCACUCCCGACUCUGGAGAAACACAUCACGAAGCUGUGUAAGGAGGAUGACUCGUUGGAGACGAUGUUGGAGAAUGUGAUUGUUCUGAGGCAGACACUGGAAACUGCCACAGACACUCCUCCUGCAGUUGAUACUGAGCCCACUCUGCCAGCACCCGAAACUCUUUUGGCCCAGUUUAAUCACAGGACGGUGUUCAUUCUGUCCGAGGCUCUGGAUGAGCAGCUGAAGGCUCUGUGGUUCUCCCCCUUCCACACUGAUGACAUGGAAACAGAACUUGAUAUGGUGAAGGUGGACCUGGUGGGUCUGGCCCAGGAGUGUUGUCCAGAACUGGACCUCAAGGCCGAGCUGGAGCGCUCCUUCCUGUCUGAGCCGUCCUCUCCUGGUCACACCAAGGCUCCCAAAGGCUUCCGACUGGGCAAACACAAGCACGAGACAUUCAUUACAUCUAGUGGAAAAUCAGACUAUGUGGAACCUGCCAAGAGAGCACACAUCAUGGCUGCUCCGCGCGGCCGUGGUGGUCGAGGGGGUUUUGGACAAAAUGUCUGUCGACCCCACGACAUCUUCCGCCAGCGCAAACAGAACACCUCCCGCCCUCCCAGUAUGCAUGUGGAUGACUUUGUGGCAGCAGAGUUUAAAGACAUUGUGACUCCUCUGGGGCUCUUGCCACCUAAACGCCCCCCUAAGAGCUCCCCCAAACCCCCCACCAGAGGACUGUUCACUGGCAACAGAGGCAGAGCCACCUUCCACAGCCAGACUCGCUUUUUCACUCCACCACAACCUAAAGGCGUGCUGCUGUCUGGUAACUAUGCUCGAAGAGAAGGAGGCCGUGGCUCCUCAUGGAGCGGCCAAGUGCCAGCUGUCACUCACAGAGGAACCUACAGUGAACCCCGUGGAGGCCAGAGCAACUUCACACGUGGCCCUCUGCCUUCCCGACAACCCCCAGCAGGUGCAUAUCGCCUGGCUCCACGGGACCGUGCUCCGCGGGGCAGAGGAGGCACCGGCCUGUCGUGGCUUAGCGGGGGAGGAGGCGGCGGCAGCGGAGGAGGAGGAGGUGGCGGCGGGGGAGGAGGAGGAGGUGGAGGGGGAAGAGGAUCUCAGGGGAGCAAGUUCAGUGGAGGGGGAGGGAGCGGAGGUGGAAGGGGCAGGCACGUCCGCUCCUUCACCAGGUAAAUUCACCUGGGCAAUGACUGCAGCCUGUCAGGGCAGCAAAUGGACCAAUCAGGAUAUACAGUACACUGUCUCCAUGGAAAUCUGUCUGUGGUGGGAUGACGUAGAGAUGACGACGUAUGGACUUUGUGUUGAUGUUUUAUGUUUUGUUGUUAUGAAUUGUAUUCAGAGAAUAAAGGUCAUAGAAAUUGAG